CUAGUCUAUGCUAUUUUCUAGGGGUAACAUGAAACACGUCACAAACACAAUUGAAAAUAGCUAGGUAUUGUGUUGUUAUAUUUGAAUGGUCAAUAAUAAUCUGUAUUAAACACACCAGCCCAUUUAAAUUCACACCUUCACAUAUUCAACCACUUAAUUACUAGUUUUGUAGAACCUAUACUUUAUCCUAUUUUCCAAUUUAGUUUCUUUUUUUUUUUCAAAAUCUCUCAUAAAAGCAAAAUUAUCAGUCAAAAACCGGGAAGAAUUAGCUUAUUGACAGAUUGUUGAGGGACUAUUUUGUACUUCAAUCUUUCUUCAUGCAUGGCUAUAUAACUACCUCCUCACCAGUUGUUUCUCCUCACCAAAUCAUUCUCAUUCUACCUUCUUUCCAGUCUAUAAUUUUCUUGCACAUUACAAAUGUUGCAUGUUGGUCUAUGCAUUGCGGCUUUGUUUGUAGUAAGCAUUACCCAUUGGGUUUACAGAUGGAGGAACCCUAAAUGUAAUGGAAAGCUUCCUCCUGGUUCAAUGGGUUUGCCGCUACUCGGCGAAACUCUAGAUUUCUUCACUCCCAAUCAAACCAACGAUACUCCUUUCAUCAAGAACAGAAUAAAAAGAUACGGGCCUAUAUUUCGAACUAGUUUGGUUGGGUUGCAAGUUAUAGUAUCAACUGAUUCGGAACUUAGUUAUAUGGUUUUCCAACAAGAAGGUCAAUCCUUCGAAAGUUGGUACCCACCAAGCUUCAGAAGGAUAUUUGGGAACCAAAAUAUAUCUUCUUUGCAUGGGAGCUUGCACAAGUAUCUCAAGAACAUGGUGCUAUCUGUAGUCGGUCCCGAAAGCCUUAAAAAGAUGUUUUCUGAAGUUGAAAGUGUAGCAACAAGAAAUUUAGAGGUGUGGGCUAGCCAAGAAACAGUGGAGUUGAAAACCUCAAUUGGAAAUAUGGUCUUUGAAUUCAUGGGGAAAAAACUGAUAAGUUAUGAUCCAGAAAAGUCAUCUGAGAAUUUAAGGGAUAAUUUUGAAGCUUUUAUUCGAGGAUUAAUUUCGUUCCCUUUGGAGAUACCUGGAACUGCUUAUUACAAGUGUCUACAGGGAAGAAAGAAGAUGAUUAUGAAGCUAAAGAACAUGCUAGAAGAAAGACGGGCUAAGCCAAAUAAAGUAAAAAACGAUUUCUUUGAUUAUGUUCUUGAAGAACUCAAGCAAAAUGAUACAAUGCUUACAGAAGCAACUGCUUUAGAUUUGAUGUUUGCGCUAUUGUUUGCCAACUUUGAAACCACUUCCCAAGCGAUAACAGUUGCAAUCAAGUUUCUAACACAUAACCCUCGCGCAUUGAAGGAAUUAACGGAAGAACACCAGAAAAUCCUAAGAAAGCGUGAAAACCCGAAGGCUGGACUUACAUGGGAAGAAUAUAAGUCGAUGAGAUUUACCUUUCAGGUUAUCAAUGAAACACUAAGGCUGGCGAGCAUAGUUCCAGUACUGUUCAGAAAAGCAAAAAAAGAUAUCAAGUUUAAAGAGUAUACUAUCCCAUCUGGCUGGGCGGUAAUGGUGUGUCCCCCUGCUGUCCAUUUGGAUCCUGUCAACUAUAAGGAUCCACUCGACUUCAAUCCAUGGCGAUGGGAGGAUAUGGAUUUGAAAAGUGCAUCCAAGACUUUUAUGGCUUUUGGAGGUGGCCAGAGGUUUUGUGUUGGAGCGGAUUUUGCUAAACUUCAAAUUGCUAUCUUUCUUCAUUGCCUAGUGACCAAAUAUCAGUGGCAACCAAUUAAAGGAGGAGAUAUCGUACGAACUCCAGGCUUACAAUUUCCUAAUGGAUUUCAUGUUCGGAUCUUUGAGAAAGAGACCUAAUUAGAUCCAACAUCUGGAUCAUCUAUGUUUAUGUUUAACUAUAAGGUGUUACUUAAAUAAUAAAGAGAUAAGGAUUGUUUCAA
Molecule: messenger RNA, 1919 nt
Organism: Helianthus annuus (common sunflower)
Lineage: Eukaryota; Viridiplantae; Streptophyta; Magnoliopsida; Asterales; Asteraceae
Product: cytochrome P450 87A3
Exons: 9
Coding region: 418-1836 (472 amino acids)
Biological process (GO): sterol metabolic process
Molecular function (GO): monooxygenase activity; oxidoreductase activity, acting on paired donors, with incorporation or reduction of molecular oxygen; heme binding
Source: RefSeq, a predicted model, not a curated record